UUUGUUAGUUUUUUUUUUUUUUUAAUGUGUCGUCGUUGGCGACAAGACAACUACUUCUCUUCCAAUCCUUUCCAAAGGAAGGAGCAAUUUAGUUUUCAUUCCAAUUGUCUGCCGCCAUGGAUCAACUCAACACCAACAACGCUGAAAACGAGGAGCUUCUCGGAAGGAAGAGAAGAAAGGAGUUAGGAUCAGUGGUUAUAGGCAAAGGGAAGCCAUUGAUAGUCGGGAUGUGUGCUACUUUGGUCUACUACCAUUGCGCAUAUCGUAAUUCAAGCAUCGUAUCACUCCUUUCCGACGUCUUCAUCGUCCUCCUUUGUUCCCUCGCCAUCCUCGGCCUCCUUUUCCGCCAGAUGAACAUCCAAGUGCCUGUGGAUCCCCUGGAAUGGCAGAUAUCUCAGGAUACUGCUAACAGCCUCUUUGCGUGCUUGGCUAAUACUGUAGGUGCAGCUGAAUCUGUUCUCAGGGUUGCUGCAACCGGCCAUGACAAGCGCCUCUUUCUAAAGGUGGUUGUCAUUCUCUAUAUGCUAUCAGCUUUGGGAAGAUGGGUCUCAGGUGUUACUGUUGCUUAUGCUGGACUGAGCUUGUUUUGUCUGUAUAUUCUUGCUGAAAAUUCGUCAUUUUUUAGCACAUGCUCCUCAAAAUUUUGCUGGAGAAGAGAUAGCCCUAAUGAUGUGCUAGAUAACACAUAAUUUCAACACUCCCUGUAGUUGGUGCAUUCUUCGUGAAGUGGACUUUUGGCACUACUCUUUCAGCAUGCAGUAUCCCUGUCAGGGUAUUCUUCAUUUUCUAUAAAACAAUUAUUGGAGUAGAUGAUGAGCAAUCAAAUAUUUGCUUGCUGCAUUAUACAAGAACGGGUGUCUACUGCACUCAGGCAAAUUCUAACUGAACAUUACGAAGGUAUAGAAAACCAAAUAAUUCCAUCAAAGCAUGCUAAAGAAAAAAAAUUAUGUAAAAACUGAAGCAAACUUAACCAUAGUCAUGUAGAACACCUUUU
Molecule: messenger RNA, 994 nt
Organism: Cynara cardunculus var. scolymus (artichoke)
Lineage: Eukaryota; Viridiplantae; Streptophyta; Magnoliopsida; Asterales; Asteraceae
Product: reticulon-like protein B22
Exons: 5
Coding region: 117-689 (190 amino acids)
Source: RefSeq, a predicted model, not a curated record